AUGGCAGCGGAGCCGGCACAGCCGCAGGAGUGGGCGGCGGUGGAGCAACAACCGGAGGUGUCGCGGUCCGUCAUCACCUCGGCGAUCGACCGGCUAAUUGAACAGGCACGACGACGGUUUGCUGACUUGGGCAAGGAGACGGUGAAGGUGACGUUGGUGGCGGUGGGCAAGGGCAGCGUGGGCAAGAGCGCGACGCUCACUUGCUGUUUCCUCCCGCGUCCCUCCGCGCCCUGCCCUGGCAAGGAGACGGUGACGAUAGUGGCGGUGGGCAAGGGCAGCGUGGGCAAGAGCGCCACGCUCAACGCGCUGCUGGGGGAGCGCCUCUUCCCCACGUCGGGCUUCCAGGCGUCCGCGCACCCGCGCGAGGCCGUGCGCCAAUACGGCGGCGCCACGUUGCACGUCAUCGACACGCCCGGCCUCGUCGACGCCGGCACCGUCAACCGCACCGCGCUCGACGCCAUCCUGCAUUCGCUAGUGGGGCGCACGGUGGACGUGCUGCUCUAUGUGGAGCGGCUGGACGCGUACCGAGUGGACACCAUCGACGCGCUCGUCGCGCAGGGCAUCUCCAACGCCUUCGGCCCGCAGAUCUGGAAGCGCGCGGUGGUGGUGUUGACGCGCGCGCAGCUGUCGCCGUCGGACGGGCGCCCCUUCGGCGACUUCGUGGCAGCGCGCAGCGACGCGCUGCUGGGGAUGAUCCGCAAGCAGGGCCGCCUGGGGAGGAACGAUGAGGUGCCAGUGGCGCUAGUGGAGAGCAUGGAGGGGCGCUGUCGAACCAACGACGACGGUGAGAAGAUUCUCCCAGACGGGCGGGCAUGGUUUCCAUGCCUGGUGGAGGCGCUAGUGGCGGUGGCGCUGAGGAGGCAGCCGGUGGUUAGGGUGGAUGAGCGCAUGGCGAGGGGCUUCAACCCCAACCGCGCCGGCAAGCUGCUCAUCCCCUUCCUCCUCGCCCUGCAGGUGGUGCUGGUGGCGCUGCCGCUGAGGAGGGCCAUGGAGUGGGACAAGUCAGAGGAGAAGCGGCACCGGCCGCGGUGGGAGGAGGAGGCCGAGGACUACCGCCGCUCCACCGCUGCUGCUGUCGCCCGCCGCCGCAUCGCCGCCUUCCAGCAGCAACAGGGCAAGGCCAACCCCAAGUGA
Molecule: messenger RNA, 1134 nt
Organism: Closterium sp. NIES-65
Lineage: Eukaryota; Viridiplantae; Streptophyta; Zygnematophyceae; Desmidiales; Closteriaceae
Source: the annotation of a GenBank genome assembly